AGUUCACUAUAUAGAGAGCUCAGUGAGCUGAUCAGAGAGAAAGCAUUCUGCCAGCCCAGCGCCUGCAAAUCGCAGUCACUUCCUAACCUCCCCCUUUUUAACAUAUUUGAUCACUUUGAUUCUCUGUUCUCUCUCUUAUUAUUUUUACGCGCAUGAAGGAGGUUCUAUAGGUUGUGAUCUUUUUGUUUUAUUAUCGGUCCUGCUUGCCGGAGAGUUGACUUCAUAUUUGACUCGAGCACAGGCUACAACUGCGCGCGGCUGCUAGCGCUACCUCAUCUGAAGAAAAGGAAGAAGCGGCAGUAUUUUUUGGCCAGUUGGUUUUCUUCAAGACUUUACGCUGGAACUUCUUGCGCGUCGCAAGUAUCCUUGAAAGCGGUGCGUUUCUGUGCGUGCGAACAUCGCUGCAAGCGUGAAGUUAUCUGUCCGUCUCUGUUAAUAUCUUCCUCCGCCGUGUUUAUUUUCCAUUUUUCCUUGAUGGGUUUACUGGAUGGAUGACUGCAAGUGCCCCUGGACUUGGCCUCUAAGAGCAAGGCUGCUAUUCGGCUUGUCUUUGCUUCAGUUUUAACCGCAUGCCUAGGUAACGCUGUUUCAGUCAAGAAAUAGGCUACUGUUCGGUGACAUCGGUGCGCAACUUUCAACGGACAAUCAGACUCUAGCCGACCGUAUCGAUCUUGAAUUAUUUAUUUAACCGUCCUAAGUGAUUAAGGCACCGUGCUGCGUUUGAUUUAUAAAACAAAGCAUUCCGAAACCAAAAACGGAGGACAAAAAGUUUUUUUAACGUUGACUGAUAGAUAUGGCAAUGGUAGUGUGGAGAGGCUCCCAGGACGAUGUGGCCGAGACCCAGGGCACCCUUUCAUCGCAAGCCCAAGGAGGACUAUCCCUUCCGACCCCUCAACCAGGCCAGCUGGGGCUGACGGCCUCGCAGGUUGCCCCUCCGACCCCUCAGACACCCGUUCAAGGACCCCCGAACAACAACACACAGUCGACUCCGACGAACCAGACGACGCAGAAUCAGUCGGAAAAACAGCAGCCACAGCACAUAGAGUGUGUGGUUUGCGGGGACAAAUCCAGUGGCAAACACUACGGCCAGUUCACUUGCGAGGGGUGUAAAAGCUUUUUCAAACGGAGCGUACGAAGGAACCUCACUUACACAUGCCGUGCCAACAGGAAUUGUCCCAUUGACCAGCACCAUCGCAAUCAGUGUCAGUACUGUCGCCUCAAAAAAUGCCUCAAAGUUGGCAUGAGACGGGAAGUUUCUCUUUUUACUGCAGCAGUGCAAAGAGGACGGAUGCCACCCACACAGCCUCACCAUGGCCAGUUCGCCUUGACAAAUGGGGACCCACUGCACUGCCAUUCCUACUUAUCCGGAUAUAUCUCUCUACUACUACGAGCGGAGCCCUACCCAACUUCUCGGUAUGGCAGUCAAUGCAUGCAGCCCAACAACAUCAUGGGCAUCGAGAACAUUUGUGAACUGGCAGCUAGGAUGCUGUUUAGUGCUGUGGAGUGGGCUAGGAAUAUUCCUUUCUUCCCAGACCUCCAAAUCACCGACCAGGUUGCCCUUUUGAGGUUGACCUGGAGUGAGUUGUUUGUGCUCAACGCUGCUCAAUGCUCCAUGCCGCUCCAUGUGGCUCCACUUCUGGCGGCGGCUGGGCUCCAUGCCUCCCCCAUGUCUGCGGACAGAGUGGUCGCCUUUAUGGACCACAUUAGGAUCUUCCAAGAACAAGUAGAAAAGCUCAAAGCUUUACACGUUGACUCUGCUGAAUACAGCUGUUUAAAGGCCAUCGUUUUAUUCACUUCAGAUGCUUGUGGCCUGUCAGAUGUGGCCCAUGUGGAAAGUUUGCAAGAGAAGUCCCAGUGCGCUCUGGAGGAGUACGUUCGGAGCCAGUAUCCCAACCAGCCAACUCGAUUUGGGAAGUUAUUACUUCGCUUGCCCUCUCUUCGUACAGUCUCGUCUUCGGUCAUAGAGCAAUUAUUUUUCGUCCGAUUGGUAGGUAAAACCCCAAUUGAAACCCUCAUCAGGGAUAUGUUGCUGUCGGGGAGCAGUUUUAACUGGCCUUACAUGUCGAUUCAGUAGGCAGAAGGAAUGAUCAAAGGGGCUGUGACUACAGUAGUUAGCGCUUCUUUUGUAGAAGGAAACGGCUGUUACACGAGUUUACUUUCACGAAGAAAGACUUUCAUAAAUGACUGUGAAUUUUAAAAUUGAGACAUUCAGUGAACCCUCAAAAUCCAGAGAUUACUCUCAGUGUCAUUCUAAACAGUUUGUUCCAAUGUUUUUUUGUUGUUGUUGUUGUUGUGUUUUUUUUUUUUUUUUGUAAAAAAAUAAAAUAUAAUAAAAACAAAAUGAAGAAAGAAACAACCCACUAAAAUUAACACAAAAGAAAAAAACAAAAGAAAAAUAAUUAAAGGAUUUUGAUAAUCCUUUCUUGGAAAGAAACACUAUAAAGUGCAUUGAAGCGACAAUUUGGAAGAUACAGGAGAGAAGAAAAAAAUCUUUUUUCCAAUUACUAUAUUGUCCUGUGUCCAUGUAUCUAUAGCUGUUUUUUGUACUUUUUUUGUUCCUCCUUUCUGGUUCCAAACCGGCCUAUGUGAUUCUGUAGUAUGCAGUUCUUGUUUAUUUUUUAUUUUUUUAAAUAACCAUGACAAUUGAGUAAUGUAAAGACGUUCUUCGAGAAUUCGAGAAUUAAAACUAAACCCACAGCAAUAUAGGCAAUGCUUAAUGCUGCAAGCGCACUUACUCUAUUGAUGUCCCUAAACGAACAUGAGUAGGGAUUAUUUUAAUGAUCAACCAAUAUUCACAUAGUGUCAGAGUACUCGUAAUGCAACAGUGUGUUACAUUUCAUGCCAUUCUUCUACCUAUAAGACAGCACGAAUCAUUCCCCAAAAUGGAUGCAGGAGCAAUACUUUAUCGUUCAGAUACGCGUCUCAACAGUGUUUGCAAGAUGUAAUCGUACAUUUAUUUAAGAAUUAUGACCUGUCUCCAUGGAUUUUUAUUUGGUUUCGUGGAUGGUCGUCAGGUUAUAAUGCAAACAAUAGAACAAAGUGUUUUAGAGUUAAGGAGAACCCAACAAAUAUAUAUAGAUAUAUUUUUCAAAUGUAUUGCAGUACCCCACCUUGGGUAGCGCCCAUGCGAAUUCUCGCUCAAGUGUUUUGCCACAGUAAACUGUAUUUUGAAGGUGGGGAAAUGAUGGGUCAUCGUUAUUUUAAUGACAAAGCAGCAGUAUUAAUAAGACGUCCGUAUAAAUGUCCCUUAACACUUAAAGCAUUAAAGUGCCUGUACAGCGCAAAUGUGUUAUUAACGAUUACUGAAGUCUAUAGGCCUACACCAUGGGGAACACGCUUAGAAUUUACAAAGUCUUAUAAUUGUUCAUUUCACGUGAGAAAAAAGUAGAAGCAGUAUUCUUGUAAAUAUAGGUCAAUUCAUUUCAAGGACUUUUUCUUUAUACAACGUAUAUGUGAUUAAGAAUAAAACUGUGGUUGCCAAUUUUUUCGGUAAUACAAAUGUCUUCAAAUGAGUGACAGACUUAGCUAGUAGCACUGAAAGUUCUGUUUGAAAUGUAUAUACAUAUUAAGACAAAUGUUUUUUUUCCUUCUUUUCUUUUUCAUGUAUUUAGACUGUGAAUGCAUGGCCACAGGUCGCUAACCUAUUUUACCUUUGAUAUAUAUAUAUAUAUAUAAAUGUAAAUGUUUUUGACUGUAUAGAUAUAAUCUGUGCAUUCAGUACACUAGCCCUUGUAUUUAAAAAAAUGGAAAAAAUUGACAAAAAAAAAACGUUCGACGAUAGGUUGACACUUAACAGGGUGAGCUGGUUUUGAAGGGGUGGCUAUUUUGACUUGGUGUUCUGCUCCUUUUCGGUCUGUAACAGAUGCCUUGUGUGUGUAUGUGUGAAAGCUUGCAAUUUUGUCCUUGUUUUGAGGCUUUUCUUCAACACACAAGACACCAUGUUGUGAUUGGAUAAAAAGGGAUCAUAUUGUGUAGUUGAUUGAACAGUUGUUUUGGGCUGUUCUCAUGCCACAUAUGGACCAGUGAAUGAUACAUGAUUGUAAUUAUAAACAGUUUAAACUGACCCACGUUUUUAUAUAAAUAUAUAAAAUAUAUUACUGCAGGGUAUUGAUAACGUAUAGAUACUUUUUUAUUAUUGAUUAUUAUUAUUAAUUGCAAGUGAUAUACGUGAGUGUGUGUGGAAGUUUAUAGUUGAAAACAAUUCUUGUUUGUUUGUGUUAGCUUAUUGUAAACAAGCAUUCUGCUGUAAAUUUGUUCUUGGUAUUAAAUUAUAAUUUAUGAAUUUGAAAUCAAAAGGC
Molecule: messenger RNA, 4298 nt
Organism: Misgurnus anguillicaudatus (oriental weatherfish)
Lineage: Eukaryota; Metazoa; Chordata; Actinopteri; Cypriniformes; Cobitidae
Gene: nr2f2
Product: nuclear receptor subfamily 2, group F, member 2
Biological process (GO): regulation of DNA-templated transcription
Molecular function (GO): sequence-specific DNA binding; DNA-binding transcription factor activity; zinc ion binding
Source: RefSeq, a predicted model, not a curated record